Molecule: messenger RNA, 932 nt
Organism: Chrysoperla carnea
Lineage: Eukaryota; Metazoa; Arthropoda; Insecta; Neuroptera; Chrysopidae
Product: dehydrogenase/reductase SDR family member 4-like
Exons: 5
Coding region: 80-871 (263 amino acids)
Molecular function (GO): carbonyl reductase (NADPH) activity
Source: RefSeq, a predicted model, not a curated record
AAUUAUAAUUACUUAGUUUGAAGUAAAAUUGGAGAGCAUAUAAAUACGCUAGAAUUGUCGCAGAAUUUACUUCGGAAAAAUGAAUUCCAUUUCUUCAAAUCGCCUUACAGGAAGAGUUGCUGUAGUAACAGCCUCUACAGAAGGUAUAGGCUAUGGCAUUGCUAGAAGAUUAGCUCAAGAAGGUGCGAAGGUAAUGAUUAGCAGUCGCAAAGAAGAAAAUGUGAUUAAAUCUGUACAAAAAUUAACAAAUGAAGGUUUGUCGGUAUCAGGACAAGUUUGUGAUGUGACUAAUGCGGAACACAGGCAAUCUUUAUUCAAAAAUACUAAAGAAAAAUUUGGAGGUAUUGAUAUUUUAGUAUCUAAUGCUGGUAUUAAUCCAAAACUUGGAUAUGUUUUAGAAUCUGAUGAAUCAUCUUGGGAUGAAAUGUUUCAUGUAAACGUUAAGUGCUCCUUCCUUCUUGCCAAAGAAGCACUUCCAUAUUUACGAGAACGUAAAGGCAGUAAUAUUGUUUUCGUAUCAUCAAUUGCUGGAUUGCAUCCAUACCCGUACAUAGGUGCAUAUUCUGUAAGUAAAACGGCACUAAUAGGUUUAACAAAAGCAGCAGCGAAAUCACUUGUUACUGAAAACAUUCGAGUCAAUUGUUUGGCCCCCGGUAUAGUUAAAACUAAAUUUUCCACAGACGUAAGUUCAAAUCUAAACCAAAGAAAUUCAAAAUUAAACAUGACAAGUUCCGUGGGAAGAAUACCAAUGCAAAGAAGUGGUACAAUUGAGGAAAUGGGAGCAGUAGUGGCAUUUUUAGUUUCAGAUGAUGCUUCUUAUAUAACAGGAGAAACUAUAGCUGCGGGUGGUGGAAUUGAUUGUAGAUUAUAAAAUAUUCAUGAAAAUUGUUUUUAUUCGAUUAGAAUGUUCCGUUUAUUGGAUAAUAAAAAAU